UUUAUCAGAAGUCUUUAUUAUUGCGUCUCAGAUUAUUUUUCGUUUAUUUUAUGAAUCGAACAUCAAUUUACUCGUACAGACUAAAGAUUCAUCAGUUCGAUCUCGAUCGAAUAGAAAGAGAUUUAUAUAAUUGAUAUCAAUUAUAUAAAUUCUUGAAGGUUUUAAGAUGUCGUCCAUAUUAAUUUUAUUGGCCGUUUUCGUGUGUCUUCUUUCAUUUUGGAUAAGAUGGAGAAAAAGACAAAUGUGUAUAUUUCAGAGGUAUGGAAUUCCUGGACCUGAACCCAAUUUCAUUACUGGAAAUUUAAUAGAAUAUAACAAAAAGAGAAACAAAUGCUUAGAUGAAUGGCUAGAAAAAUAUGGAAAUGUUUUCGGUUUUUUCCUCGGAGGCAAACCUUGCGUUGUCUGUCGUGAUUUGGAAUUAAUAAAACUUAUACAAAUAAAGGACUUUAAAAGUUUUAUGAAUAGAGAUUUGUUACUUCCAGAUGCAGGAAUUCCUAAUAAUAACGUGCUUAACUCACUUCCGCUUCAAAAGGAUGAAGAUUGGAGAAUUAGCAGAAAUAUAUUGAGCACAAGUUUCAGUACCGCUAAACUGAAGAUGAUGAGCACUCUUAUGUUUGAGCCAAUAAAUGUAUUUUUGGAGAAAAUCGACAAACAGAAAAAAUCACCAUUUGAUAUUGCUGAAUUUUAUAAAAAGUUAACCUUUGAUUUAAUUUGUAGAACAGCCUUUGGAAUUCAGACAAAUGUGCAGAACGAAGAGACAAGUAAAAUUGUUCAAUCUAUCCAUGGCAUACUGACUGUUGAUUCGACCGAUUUAUUGACUUCACUAUCAAUUUGUUUUCCCGAAAUGGAGCCAAUUCCUACAUACAUGAGAAUGAUUUUAGAUAAAAUAAAAUAUUUAAUUAAUUACCCAUGUUGUAAGUUGGUAUUUGAUACGUGCCGACAAAUAAUUUUUUCAAGAAAAACAUCUGGUUAUCAUCCACCAGAUCUCUUGCAAAUCAUGAUUGAUGCCGAAGGUGAAACAGAUGGUGUUAUAAAGAAGCUUGCAACAGACAGUAUUGUCGCGAAUGCUGUUAUGUAUAUGCUAGCUGGUAAUGAUACUACGGGUACUAUGUUAGCUUGGUGUACUCAUAAUUUGGUUAAAUAUCCUGAAGAACAGGAAAGAGUUCGUCAGGAAAUCAACGAAAACAUAGAAAGCAAUAAACAAAUCGAAUAUGCAGAUUUAUCAAAAUUGAAGUAUUUGGAUCAAAUAAUAUCAGAAACGUUACGUCUUCGUUCUCUUUCGCCAAUUACAAUCAAUAGAAUAUGUUCGGAAGAUUUUCAUUAUAAGAAUAUAACUAUUCCAAAAGGAGUUACAGUUAUGAUCCCAGUACCGAACUUGCAUAAAGACUGCAAAUAUUGGAAAGAUUCGGGAGAUUUCAACCCUGACAGAUUUUCAUCUAAAACGGCAGGACAAAUAGAUCAAACGAUAUAUCAACCUUUCGGAUUUGGUCCAAGAAGUUGCAUAGGAAUGAGACUGGCUCAAACAAUUAUGAAAUUAACUUUGGCUAAUCUCAUAAAGAGCUACAACUUAGAACUUUGUGGAAAUUUGGAAGCUGAAGAAGACUUUUCGCUUUUUACAACCCGACCAAAAAAUGGAGUUGUAGUAAAGGCAACUGCACUAUCUUCGUGAAAUUUUUAAUAAAUUUCAUACAAUAUUUUACUUCUGAUUGCUUAAAAAUUAGAAAAAAUGAUAUUGUGUAAGUUAGAUUAUAGUCUUCAGAAAUCAGAAUAUAUUAUGCAUAAUUGAUUUAGAUUACAGAAUCAUUCAAUUUAUUCGAGAAUCAUUAUUUUAAAAAAAUAUGUAAAUUUUUGGCGUAAGUUUUGGUAUUUUUAACACGUGAAA
Centruroides sculpturatus (bark scorpion) is the source of this 1882-nucleotide messenger RNA. RefSeq names its product cytochrome P450 3A41-like. The transcript is spliced from 14 exons. Lineage: Eukaryota; Metazoa; Arthropoda; Arachnida; Scorpiones; Buthidae. Gene Ontology annotation, molecular function: monooxygenase activity; iron ion binding; heme binding. The record is from RefSeq and is a predicted model, not a curated record. The coding region runs from base 167 to 1669 and encodes 500 amino acids.